AUGGGGGUGGCCUUCCUCUUGGGAAUGGCGCUGCUGGCCAUUAGCCCCUGCAGCGCGCAGUUGGAGAGUGUGUAUCUGGACCGACGUCUGGAAGUCUAUGAGGAUAACUACCGGUGGGAGGGCGUGCAUUAUUUCUAUCUCUCUUGGACAGACUACUCUGCAGUUGAAGCCAUCCAGGAGCAAUCGGUGCAGGCAAUCACCAACUCUUCGUUCAAGUGCGACUUCUACUGCAGCAACAAUGCCUACGGCUUCCCGCAAGAUCGGGAAAUCAUGUACAACAUCUUUGCCGCCGACGAUGGCAGCAUGCUGUGGGAGGUCCGCGUGCAUGGCAUCUACUACCAGCCAAUGGACUUCAGCCACUUCCCGUUUGAUAGCUUUGACCUGGCGUUGGAGCUGCGGUUCUAUGACCCCACGAGACUGAUCAGCACAGAAGAAUUGUAUGGUUACAACCACAGCGGGAUCACGGUGAUCUACACAAUCGGCCGCGGAGAUGACGCAAGCUCCUGGGCAGUGACCGACUACUCGCUGGAGACCUACUCUGUUGACAUGGGCAACUGGUACAGCCAAUACUCAGACCUUACCUCCAAUCCGUACGACCCCAUGCCCCUGGCCCCACCCAAUGCCCGCAUCACCGGCGGCCUCGUGGAUGACGAGGGCAACCCCAUCAACGUGUUCACGUAUGGCUCCUGGCUGCUGGCUGCUGUUGCUGCUGCUGGCGAGAGCUCUCUGGAAACCCGGUUGGAGAUGGUGGUCACUCUGUUCUUGGCGCUGACCGCCGUGCAGUUUGUCGGCAUUGGCCAGAUACCCACAUCCAGCUACGUGGUGCCCACGCAACAGCUGGUGCUCACGACCUACACCCACCUCUUCCUGUUUUUGCUGGCCAUCGAGAGCAUCGCGAAGCGGAAGGAGGCGUGGCGGCGGUACUGCAAGCUCCGGGACCAGGGCAAGCUGGAGGGCGGCCAGAACCCCACACUAGCCUCGGCAGCCAGUGCUGCCAUUCCUGCAGACACCUGCCCUGAGGAUGAAGAGCAGCAGCAGUCAACAGCAACAGACGGUGUCGACGUGGAUGCUGAGAAGCCAGACAUGCAGACAGCAGUUGACAACAAGCAGGGCUGGUUCAACUUUACAUGCAGCAGCUGCUUCAAGCCACCACAGCGGGGCGACGCCAGCAUCGCCAAUGGCGAUUUGAUGGCAGAGCGCACCCCGCGCCGGCAGUUUGGCAUCUUUUUCCGUUCACCAAAGGUUGACAACCUCUCUGCAGUCUUCCUUGCCGUGGGCUACAGCGUCACCGCCAUCCUCAUCUUCACGCUGCAGAGCGGCUAUAUCGACCUGUUCCCUGAAGAGUGA
Messenger RNA from Chlorella variabilis, 1347 nucleotides. RefSeq lists its product as hypothetical. Bases 1 to 1347 code for a protein of 448 amino acids. Gene Ontology annotation, cellular component: membrane. Gene Ontology annotation, biological process: monoatomic ion transport. The record is from RefSeq and is a predicted model, not a curated record. The transcript has 12 exons. Lineage: Eukaryota; Viridiplantae; Chlorophyta; Trebouxiophyceae; Chlorellales; Chlorellaceae. Gene Ontology annotation, molecular function: extracellular ligand-gated monoatomic ion channel activity.